Molecule: messenger RNA, 1804 nt
Organism: Dromiciops gliroides (monito del monte)
Lineage: Eukaryota; Metazoa; Chordata; Mammalia; Microbiotheria; Microbiotheriidae
Gene: ANKH
Product: ANKH inorganic pyrophosphate transport regulator
Exons: 13
Coding region: 250-1728 (492 amino acids)
Biological process (GO): phosphate ion transmembrane transport
Cellular component (GO): membrane
Molecular function (GO): phosphate transmembrane transporter activity
Source: RefSeq, a predicted model, not a curated record
CUCGCAGAAGAGAAACCUCCGGGCCCCAGGCGCUGGAGGCUCCCGGGCCCAGCCCUCCCCGGGCGGCGGAGAAGGCGGAGGCGGAGGCGGCCCGGUGACAGCGGCCAGAGGCUCCCGGCGCGGGACCCGCGGCUUCCUGCAGCUGCAGCGACGCCCGAGCCCAGAGAGCCCCCCACGCAUCCCCGCGGAGGAAGAGGAGAGUCUCUUUGCUGCGGCAGAUGUGUGUGGGGUCACCACACAGCUGGGACUAUGGUGAAAUUUCCAGCGCUCACUCACUACUGGCCCCUUAUCCGGUUCCUGGUACCUCUGGGCAUCACCAAUAUAGCCAUCGACUUCGGGGAGCAGGCCUUGAACCGAGGUAUUGCUGCUGUAAAGGAAGAUGCAGUCGAAAUGCUGGCCAGCUACGGACUGGCCUAUUCCCUGAUGAAAUUCUUCACAGGCCCCAUGAGUGACUUUAAGAAUGUGGGUCUGGUAUUUGUGAACAGCAAACGAGACAGGACCAAAGCUGUUCUGUGCAUGGUGGUGGCAGGUGCCAUAGCUGCUGUUUUUCACACUUUGAUAGCUUACAGUGACUUAGGCUACUACAUUAUUAAUAAACUGCACCAUGUGGAUGAAUCAGUGGGAAAUAAAACUCGAAGAGCUUUCCUUUAUCUUGCUGCCUUCCCUUUUAUGGAUGCAAUGGCAUGGACCCAUGCUGGCAUUCUCUUGAAACACAAAUAUAGUUUUCUGGUGGGAUGUGCCUCAAUUUCAGAUGUCAUAGCUCAGGUUGUUUUUGUAGCCAUUUUGCUUCAUAGUCACCUGGAAUGCAGAGAGCCUCUUCUCAUUCCAAUUCUUUCUUUGUACAUGGGAGCACUUGUCCGCUGUACCACACUCUGCCUGGGUUACUACAGGAACAUUCACGACAUCAUCCCAGAUAGCAGUGGACCUGAAGUAGGGGGAGAUGCUACAAUAAGGAAGAUGCUGAGCUUCUGGUGGCCUUUGGCUUUAAUUCUGGCAACUCAGCGAAUCAGUAGGCCCAUCGUCAACCUUUUUGUCUCCCGUGACCUUGGCGGCAGUUCUGCAGCCACUGAGGCGGUGGCAAUUCUGACAGCUACAUACCCUGUGGGUCACAUGCCAUAUGGUUGGCUGACUGAAAUUCGAGCCGUCUAUCCUGCUUUUGACAAGAAUAAUCCCAGCAAUAAACUGGUGAGCACUAGCAACACAGUGACGUCAACACAUAUAAAGAAAUUCACCUUUGUCUGCAUGGCGUUGUCCUUGACGCUCUGUUUUGUGAUGUUUUGGACCCCCAAUGUUUCAGAGAAGAUUUUGAUUGACAUCAUUGGAGUGGACUUUGCCUUUGCAGAACUCUGUGUUAUUCCUUUGCGCAUUUUCUCUUUCUUCCCAGUUCCAGUCACGGUGAGGGCACACUUGACUGGUUGGCUGAUGACACUGAAGAAGACAUUUGUAUUGGCUCCCAGCUCCGUGCUGCGCAUCAUUGUCCUCAUCACUAGUCUUGUCGUUCUGCCUUAUAUGGGGGUUCAUGGAGCUACUCUAGGAGUCGGGUCACUCCUAGCUGGUUUUGUGGGAGAAUCUACCAUGGUUGCAAUAGCAGCUUGCUAUGUCUAUAGAAAACAGAAAAAGAAGACUGAAAAUGAGUCAGCCACAGAAGGUGAAGACUCUGCCAUGACUGACAUGCCUCCAACAGAGGAAAUUACAGACAUCGUAGAAAUGAGAGAAGAGAAUGAAUAAAGACAUGGGAUGAUGUGACUGAUCACCACACCACAGAGACAGUUGGAAUAAUACUUCAGCAUCUUUCCUUCUUUCA